UUUUGAUCACUUGGAGUCACCCAUGUAUAUACACAAAUAAUCCCAAUGCAAAUGGUCAAACCAUGCACGUGGGAGGAAAAGGUGGGAUUGUGCAGGAGAAGCAGGAAUAGUAGGAGGAAGAGGAAUGUGAGGAAGAGUAGGGACACAGGAGGAGGAGGAGGAGAAACAGGGAGGAGCACAAGGUUCCAACCCUCUUUGUAUCUGCAGCCUCUGCCCAGGCCCCAGGAGCGUUGUCCCCUCACAUGCAGCAGAUGACUGGAGAGGGGAUCUAUGAUUUUCACAGGGGUUAAUCUUGGUGUUUCUGAGCUUUAUUGAGAUAAAUGUUGGUGGGUUUGUUUUUUUCAGGGGCUGAAUCUUUCUAUUUUAGAGGGGGAUUUGGCCAAUCUUGCUGUUUGGUGUUUGGUGGGUUUUUCAUCUGUGAUGUGAUGUUUGGAGGAUUUUUGGCUUGAAUCAUGGUGUUUUGGAGGUUCUUAGAGACAGAAGAUACCCAGUGUCUUCCUGAGUUGCACUUGGGCAAGGAGGAACCCCCAGCCCAAGGCCAUCUCCUCUUGUGUUUUUUUCCCAAACCAGGAUUUUUCAUUCCCAAGGCAUUGACAAAUGGAGGAGGAGGAAAAGCCCCAGAGAUCCCUCAGGAGGAGAGGCCGCAAACCCAGCCCAGGGAGCUGCGAGGAGGAGAGACCCUCCCUGAGCCGGGAAGGCAGCCAGACAUCCAGGCAGAGCUCAGAGCUGGUGGAGAAACCUCAUGGAGGGGAGAGGCCCCACAAGUGCUUGGAAUGUGGGAAGGGUUUCAGCUAUAGUUGUGAGCUGAUCCAACACCAGAGGAUCCAUUCUGGGUACAGGCCCUACGAGUGUGGGGAAUGUGGGAAGGCUUUUUGCCAGAGCUACAGCCUGAUCCGGCACCAGAUGAUCCACACUGGGGAGAAGCCCUAUGAGUGUGGGAAAUGUGGAAAGGGCUUCAGAGACAUCUCCGGCCUGCUCCGGCACCAUGUUAUCCACACUGGGGAAAAGCCCUACGAGUGUGGAGAAUGUGGGAAGAGCUUCAGCUGCCGCUCCAAUCUGAUGGAUCACCAGGUGAUCCACGCAAGGGGACGGCCCUACUGCUUGGAAUGUGGGAGGAGCUUUGGGUGCACGUCCGACCUCAGAAAACACCAGCGCAUCCACACUGGGGAGAGGCCGUACAAGUGUCCCAAGUGUGGGAAGAGGUUUCAGACCAGCUCUGAUGUCCUCAAACAUCAGCGGAUUCAUACAGAGGAAAGGCCCUUCCACUGCCCCGACUGCGGGAAGGGAUUCAAGCAAAACCAGCACCUCACUGCCCACCGGCGCAUCCACACCGGGGAGAGGCCCUACGAGUGUCCUGAGUGUGGGAAGAACUUCUCCAGGAGCUCUCACCUGACCCGACACAAACGUCCUCACGGAGGGGAGAAGUCCCUCAAGUGCUUGGAAUGUGGGAAGGGUUUAAGCUGCAGCUCCCAUGUGAUCAAACACCAGAGGAUCCACACUGGAGAAAAGCCCUACGAGUGUGGGAAAUGUGAGAAGAGCUUCAGAAAAAUAUCCCGCCUGAUGCAGCACCAGGUGAUCCACACAGGGGAACGGCCCUUCGCCUGCUUGGAAUGUGGGAAGAGCUUUGGGUGGAUGUGCUGCCUGAGAAGCCACGAGGUCAUCCACACAAGGGAGAGGCCCUACAGGUGUCCUGAGUGUGGAAAGAGGUUUAAGACCAGCUCCGAUCUCCUCCAACAUGAGUGGAUUCACACAGAGGAGAGGCCCUUCCGCUGCCCCGACUACGGGAAGGGAUUAAAACGCAGCUCCGACCUCACCAAACACUGGCGCAUCCACACUGGGGAGAGGCCCUACGAAUGUCCUGAGUGUGGGAAGAGCUUCUCCUGGAGCUCUCACUUGACUCGACACCAACGGAGGCAUACAGGUGAAAAGCCCAACAAGUGCUUGGAAUGUGAGAAGAGCUUCUGCUACAGCUCCCAACUGAGGGAACAGCAGAACAUGCACACUGGGGAAUGGCCCUAUGGGUGUAGGAAAUAUGGGAAGAGUUUCAGUUGGAGCUCCAAGCUCACCAAGCAUCACAAGAUUCACACCAGAGAAAGGCCUGGAAUAUGGAAAGACCUUCAGGUGGAAUUCUGACCGCAUCACCCAUCAACACAUCCACACCAGGGAGAGGCCUACGAGUGUCCUGAGUGUGGGAAGAGCUUCGUGCUCUGCUGCAGCUCCAUCCCCCAUGGGAGGAUCGGUGUUGGAUGAUCCCCAGUGACCCCCCGUUGGGCAGAGCCCUGGUGUUCCCUGUUCCAGGUGAUCCCCUGGGUGGGAGGAAGUUGUUGGAGAGAUUUCUUUCCCUUCUCCUUGUGUUGCUGUGAUUUGGUUGGUAAUAAAUUCCC
This is a messenger RNA of Ficedula albicollis (Collared flycatcher), 2384 nucleotides long. RefSeq names its product zinc finger protein 420-like. The record is from RefSeq and is a predicted model, not a curated record. Gene Ontology annotation, cellular component: nucleus. Gene Ontology annotation, molecular function: DNA-binding transcription factor activity, RNA polymerase II-specific; RNA polymerase II transcription regulatory region sequence-specific DNA binding. Gene Ontology annotation, biological process: regulation of transcription by RNA polymerase II. The coding region runs from base 598 to 2133 and encodes 511 amino acids. The transcript has 4 exons. Lineage: Eukaryota; Metazoa; Chordata; Aves; Passeriformes; Muscicapidae.